Molecule: messenger RNA, 3249 nt
Organism: Ogataea parapolymorpha DL-1
Lineage: Eukaryota; Fungi; Ascomycota; Pichiomycetes; Pichiales; Pichiaceae
Product: Protein SFI1
Exons: 1
Coding region: 1-3249 (1082 amino acids)
Source: RefSeq, a predicted model, not a curated record
AUGAUAGAACGCAUGGCACAUGAGCCGAAUGUGCACGAUCUAAACGAUCUGCUGGAUCUUGUUCGUGCUUUGAAUGAGCUUGGUUCUAGCUCCGAUGUGGAUGCAAGGAAAUUAAGAGAAAUUCGUAUUCUCUGGCAGGUAAUCUUGGGAAUCGAUGAACACCUGUUUGAUCAGCUACAAUACACCAAUUUGAGUUUGGAGAUACGAUCGCAUCUUGGACGAGCGAGCUUCCAUUGUUUGAGCGGCAAUGACCAUCACACCGAAUUUUCAGUGCAAAAUGCUGUCGGCGAUGUGCUUUUAACCAAAUCACUGAUACGCUCCAUCGAAGAAGAGACAGGACCUCAUUUGCAACCCAACAUCACACAGGAAUUGAGCAUGAUAAACAAGAUAAGGCUGGUUUUAUUUGAUUUGGAAAGCGUCGUGUCAAAUCUCUCCACAAAGUCACGUCUGAUGGACUAUGUGUCGCAAGCUUACGAGUAUGAACUAUAUUACCAUAGAAAAGCUGGACAGCUAUUGGAGGACACUAAUAGUGACCUGAUGAAGGAAGAAGAAUCGCUGGUCCCACUCAUGUUCGAAACAAACAAUGAGUCGUUUAACACAUGCUAUAAGCAGAGCUUGUUGAUGCUGACGGCAUCCCUCCCCUCUGGAGCGCUAGCACCUUCAAAAAUUCAAAAAGCAGCAAAACUGACGGUGGACACCUUUAUGAGCAUCAAUCGUAUUAAGGUGAUAUAUGAUCUGCAGCUGGUCAGUGAAUUUCAUUUGCGCAUCUUCAAUAUCAUCAAAUAUCCUCUUCGCAACGCACAGAAACGAGAUAUUCUCGAACAGAAAAUUGACGACUAUCUCUCGCUUUACCCAAUCAUUCCCAUUUUGAAACCUAUAAUACGACAAUUGAUGCAUGAUGAUCAACGUGGUACGGAUGAUAAAGAUAUUACACAGAUUUUGAGCUUGCUAGAUCGACUGCUAGCAAGAUAUUUGGAACACGAACAAGCGCCUUUGUCUGUGAGGUGGUUUCCGCGUAUAUUUGAGAAAUACAUUGAUUUGUUGAAGGAAGACGGAAAGAGUUUAAGCGAGGAUAUGUACUACCAAGAUGUCAAACGGGCCACUCUCAAAUGGAGCAACAAAGAAAUCACACCCGACUCUUUCGUAGAAGAUCUGUUGGCUUUGUCUCUCAUUCCGAGUUCAAGGACGUUCUCAUUUCGUGGACAGCUGUUACCGACUCCGGCUAUGCGAUAUGCUCUGGUGUGUGUGAAAGACGAAGUUGAGCUCAAAAGCAAAUAUCUAAGACUCUGGUUUGAUUCAAUGACGUACGUGCGAACAGACCGCGAGCUCUUAAACAUUUGGAAAAAAUCGGUCACCUCAACAUUUCUGAAAAGAUGGUACGACAAGAGCCAACUCUAUCUGGUCAAGAAUCAAGAUGCAGUUAAGUUCCGAAACACAAGGCUCCUCAAGAACCAAGUUCAAAAAUGGGUCCAGAAAGUGGAAAGAAGAACAGAAACCCAACAUAAAGCGGAUUUACUCGCUGUUUCCAAGACGUUUUUCAAAUGGAAGCAGAAAACCGAGCGUUUCAAAGAGUGCGCACGUCCCGACGGCAAGGAGUCUUACUUGCUCAAGAGAAAAUUCUUCAGGCUUUGGAGGACGGCUUCACUGGCUCGUACAUCAAAGCUCUCGGAAAUUAAUGACAAAAUGACGCUUCAACUGAUGCUAGCCAGAUGGCAUCAAAAGCUCAGAAACCAUCGUCAGCUCAUAUGGAGAGCUGACCAAGCUAGAGAUAUGCUUCUCAAGUCGCAUUAUUUCAAUGUCUGGCACAGUGAAUCAGCUCCAGGAAUAGAUAAAGCAAAAAGGUUGCAAUAUUAUGAAGACCGAUUUAUCCAGGCUAAUUAUUUCCAUGGAUGGGUAAUGGCAUACAAUCUUCAUGUCCUGGAAGAGGAGGUAUACAGGAAUAACAAUCGACACCUGGUGCAUUGGAUUUUCGAGAAUUGGAAGCAAUUUCAUCGUCACCAGAAAGUUUACAAACAGUAUGCUCAAAAACGAAAUGCCGAUCUCUUGGAGAAGUUCUUCAAUAAGUGGAAUAGAGCACAGCGACUGCUUUCUGUUGCAGACGAUUUUAGAAGACAGGCCUUACUACAAAGAGUCUUGAGUCAUUGGAAGCUGGUCCUUCAGGAAUCUAAGGUGUAUCGCCAACAAGAGGCGAUAAUCUUGAAAAAGUACAUGCAAACAUGGCGAUUGCGCACGCGGGAAGAUGUAUUUUUGCAAGGUGUAGCUGACACGUUGACAAAAAAGACGUUUGAGAGUUGGCAUUCGUCGGCUGUCGGACGAAUCAAACAACGCCAGAAGGCCGAGAAACUUCAUUUGAUAUUCACGAAAAAAGCAUUUUUAAGCUUUUGGUUUUCGAAGCUGGCCCAAUCCCGUGAUUCACUAGUGCGAGCUGAGGAGUGGCGAUUAGAACACGAUGAACAACACAAGAGGAAACUCCUCUCCACAACUAUGGUAGCUUGGAUUAAAGCAUUCGAAAGGACUCAAGAAACGAACAAGAAUUUGCAAGUCAAACUCGCAGACUACGAAACGUCACAUUCCGAAGCGAGAACGUUCAAGCUCUGGAAGCAAAAAUGGGAAGAUUAUUAUCGAGAUGGCCAAGAUGCGGAAAGUUUCAGGACGUUGUCUUUGGAAACAAAAAUGUUCAACAAAUGGCUCCGUGCUUAUGAUAGAAUUUUGGAACUGAACGAAAUAUGCGAUCACCAUCUGGAGGUGAGCAAUGUCGACCUCCUUUCUCACAUUGUAUCUCAAAUGUCGCUCAAAGCGAUCAAAAUCCAGAAUGACCUGCGAAAUGCCGACCGCUUCAAAGAGAGAUGGUCUCGGAAUAAAAAGAGAGUAUUUUUUGAUAUGUGGAGGUUCAGCUACGAAGAAAAGAAAAAGAAUAGAGAGGACGUUUUUGUGGACACAAAUGAAGUAUCGUCAUUAUCUCCGCUGGCCCAACGCAGACGUUUUAAUGGAACUGUUCCAGAGACGCCGGGUGUUGCUUUUGGAACGCCCGGACGGUGGCUGCGCACCCCUGCUGUUGCACGGACAAAUUCAAUUCCUGCUACGGAACGGGUUAGAAGAAUGUACCUCGAGCAGCGCCGCAGCCAGUAUCGCCAGGUCAAACAGAGAUCGCCGGAAAAAGGAGACAUCUCGACUCCGACGCGCCGGGCCCGCGCCGAGCGAACAUAUCUGGACGAGGACAACGUAUUUAUACAACGCGACGAAAUAUAA